GAAAAGUUACUUAACCUUAAAACUUUAUUAAACUGAAUUUUAAUUUGAAUAGUAAAUAAUAGGCUUUUUUUAUUAUAAGUAUGUAGUAAAAAUUCAUUGGUGUCUUCAAAAUGGAUGAAAGCAUGAAAAGUAGUUUCUUGGAACGUGAAAAUGUAACUCCAAUUUCAAGUUCCUAUCAAAUGAAACCUCCUGCGGAAGACAAAUUCCAAGAAUUGAUGGUAAAAGAAAUUGUUCGAAACAUUUUAGCAGAAUCACUAGCUGCAAAGAAAUACGACAGUGAAACUAUCAAAAACCUAACCACUAGUAUUGCUAACCGCAUUAAUCAUGCAGUAAAAGAGCUGAAAUUGAAAAGAUACAAACACAUAGUUCAUGUAAACAUGGGAGAAAGAAGGGGACAAGGUGUUAAGAGUGGUUUUAUUUGCCUUUGGGACUCAGAGACUGACACNGACAGUCGGUCUGAAAGAGGACGCCGGAAAAUAGUAUAUAGGAAGGGGAAAGUGUGCCUUAAGACUUUGUUUAAAAUGCAUCUAUUUAAUCAAUUAAAUUAA
Messenger RNA from Agrilus planipennis (emerald ash borer), 548 nucleotides. Its product is annotated as tctex1 domain-containing protein 2-like. Lineage: Eukaryota; Metazoa; Arthropoda; Insecta; Coleoptera; Buprestidae. The coding region runs from base 111 to 548 and encodes 145 amino acids. The transcript has 3 exons. Gene Ontology annotation, biological process: microtubule-based movement. Gene Ontology annotation, cellular component: cytoplasm; cytoplasmic dynein complex. Gene Ontology annotation, molecular function: dynein intermediate chain binding. The record is from RefSeq and is a predicted model, not a curated record.